AUGCUUUCCUUUAUCCUAAUUCAGAACCGACAGGGCAAGACUCGUCUCGCGAAAUGGUACGCCCCUUUUAGCGACGAGCAAAAGAUCAAGCUCAAGGGCGAAGUCCAUCGCCUCGUCGCACCCCGCGAUCAGAAAUACCAGUCCAACUUUGUCGAGUUUCGCAACAACAAGAUCGUCUACCGCCGCUACGCCGGUCUUUUCUUCUGCGCCUGCGUCGACACAAACGAUAACGAGCUUGCCUACCUCGAGGCUAUUCACUUCUUCGUCGAGGUUCUCGAUGCCUUUUUCGGAAACGUUUGCGAGCUUGAUCUUGUUUUCAACUUCUACAAGGUCUAUGCGAUUCUCGACGAGGUCUUUCUGGCGGGCGAGAUUGAGGAGACGAGUAAACAGGUUGUGCUUACACGGUUGGAGCAUCUCGACAAGUUAGAAUAA
This is a messenger RNA of Fusarium subglutinans, 432 nucleotides long. RefSeq names its product AP-2 complex subunit sigma. Gene Ontology annotation, molecular function: clathrin-cargo adaptor activity. The transcript is spliced from 2 exons. Bases 1 to 432 code for a protein of 143 amino acids. The record is from RefSeq and is a predicted model, not a curated record. Lineage: Eukaryota; Fungi; Ascomycota; Sordariomycetes; Hypocreales; Nectriaceae. Gene Ontology annotation, biological process: protein transport; clathrin-dependent endocytosis. Gene Ontology annotation, cellular component: intracellular membrane-bounded organelle; AP-2 adaptor complex.